AGGGAGAAAAGGAUUUGCAAUUCGUUUCCAUAUCAAACGUAUAGGAUAUCCUGGAUCGCCAGUUUCCUAGAAGAAAGUCAAUGUUCAGUUUUUUGUUUCGUAUUCCUCGAUUCUGUACAUUUGAAUGAUGUUUUAUUUGAAACCACAUACCUCAAACUUUUUUAAAAAACUUUUUAAAUUAUCUUUGCAUAGAGAAAUCUGUAAAAUCUGCCCUUGCUUCCUUUUCCUCUCCACAGAUAUUUAACUGUGAAAUCGAAUUUAUUGACCAGCACGGAUAAUCCCGAGCUUAAAGAUACCCGGAUAAUCGCACACGAGUUAGUCCACUGAUUUGUGACUUGGGAACCUAUGUACAGCACACACUGUCGUCGACAAAGGGCCAGUAGCAACAAUGGCGGGCAAUCUAGUUCGAAACACUGACAGUGCCGGUUCAAAUCGUGAUCGGAGUUUCCUGAACGGUCCAGUUCGUUCGUGUGAGCAAGUGUUCUAGUGUUCCAGUGCAGGGAGUUUCCAGAAAAUUACAAAACCUAUCACAUCAACAGCCGUACGAAUACUGGUUUUUGGCAAAAAGAGGAUUCUCUUCCAAAAUGACGGUGGUCAUUUUUCUGGUGAACAACACUCCAUCGAUGCUGCAGCAGUCGAUGCUUAACGGGGUACGCCUUUCCUACAUUGAUCUCGCGAAGCGCAUGGUGGAAUCGUUCCUGAAGCUUCGCGAGACACAGGAGGACAGAAUGCAGGUGCGGUACAUGCUACUAACGUACGACACCCCACCGAACCACGUAAAGGCGGGUUGGCAAGAAGGAUGGGAACAGUUUGACAGGGCAUUGAAAAACCUCCAGUGCACGGGAAGCGUCUCGGAAAGGUUUGCACUAGGCAAUGCGUUCGAACUCAUCGAUCAGGAGCGUAUGACCGUCGGUAUCGAUACGUACGGAUGGGGAAGAUGUCCAUCCAACAGUAUGUACAGUUUCAUUAUACUCAUUACAAACUAUCGCCACGGGCCGACGGCCAUCGGCAGUUCGUUGAUGCUGCCACGCUCAGUCUUAACUGAAUCGCCCCUGACGAAGGAACCGUUCCGCUGGGAUCAACGUUUGUUCGCCUUAAUCCUGGGAAGUUCACGGUGUACGCCAUUCCUGUUGCAAGUGUGCCGUAAAACGGGUGGAUGGUGUACGUCGGUCAAGCACAAGCCCAGUUUGACUUACGGCAUGGCGAAGCUGAUGGACAGCCUAAAGUUGGAGUUGAUGGUGAACUUUGUACACGAGUCUCAAAAACGCGCCGAAAACGGAGAGCUGUACGCCAUUGAACUGCAGACAACGAAGUGUGCCAUCACGUGCUGCAGCACUACAUCGAAGGGCCUGUGGCCGUUCCCCGAGUCUUACUGGCCCCGGGAAGAUCAAACCCAACUAGCUCCCCGAGCUGCGCAUCCAGAGGUGCGCAUACUGUCCAUGUGUUUCAAUGAACCAGUAUGGCCGGUUAAUGUCCCGAUCGACAAGUAUGAGGUGAGGGAAUGCAAGCAACCCACUACCGGAUUGUCUGUAACGGAGUGUGGUAAGGUAUGGCCGGUGGAGAUCGUACCGAGCUCGAAGGACCAGAGGGAACAUCCCUUCGGCUAUCUCAAGAAAGAGAGCGGGAAAAUAUUUCUGUACUUGCUACCGUACGACUACUCCGAGCUUAAUCGAUUGCUGACCGAGAAUUGUAGCAAUUUGACCGUUAAAAACAAACAUUUCCUCUACACUAUGAAGCGCUACAUAAACUCCAUACCCAGAUACUACUGUUUCCACCUGCGCAAAGCGCUGACCGGUGUACUGGAAGAAUCCGUGCUGCAAACCGUUUUACCACCGGAAAGCAUAGCGUUUCUGAAUGAAAGCAUAUGCAACCAGCUCGGCCCGUUGCAUGCGGCUGCUAAACAAAGACGCAAAAAUCUAUGUAUUCACGUGUGGAGGAAUCAGCAGCUAGCGUCUACCGCUGUACCUCAACAGCCGGAAACGGUCGAACGGCUUCAUUUACAAACAUUGCUCCAAGAGGAGAAGGAUGAGUUCAGGGCACAUUUCAGACGACCCGUCGUGCUGCCCACCAUAACCGUACGAUCGACGCCGGACUAUCGCAACCCGUACACCAUCGAACGGAACGAGCUGCUCGAUACGUUCAGCCGUAUGCGAAAUGCGUUUUACUAUCCGGAUACUAUGCCAGCGCUGCAGAGGAAUACAUUUUCUGCUCAAAACCUCAGUUCAGCUCCUCAAAACAAUGCUCCCAUGCUUCGGACGAUCAUGAGCAGUGAGGAGCUUGUUGCGGAAGUUGCACAAUACCGAAGAGAGCAUCCCGAGAAGCGCUCAACAACGAGAAGGAAAUCGAAUACUGUGCAAAAGAAAGCCGUAACAAUCAAGAAAUUCUGCUUGAGUGACAUAUAGAACGCUGAACUUCAAGUGAGACUUGGGCGAAUUGUUGCUGGAGUUGCAGGGUAUGUAUCGGCAUAGCGCGGUAGCAUGUUUUUAAAUAUUAGGAACAGAGGCAUCCCAUCACGUAUUUAUCGAUGCAAGAGAAAUUAGGAAAAUUAUUUAUCAUAAUUUUAAACAACAUAAAUCGAGAAUGGAAAUAGAAUAGGCAUCGAAUUGAGUUGAAAAUGUUUUCAAUUCAACCUAAUGUUCGGUACAACAUUUCUUUUCCGAAUAUCAGCAUAUCUGGAACGCGGUCUAACGUGUCUUUCCGGUGAUCCGGUUACUCAGAGCAAAGUACAACAAGAUACUUGUAUCAUCGUUUCUGUUUAGAUCAUCGGUUCUGAACAUAACACCAACAAUGAAUCGUCAUACGAAGAAUGUGAUAAAAUCUAGACUAGGAUGGCGUAGUCUUUGUGCGAAGAAAUAUGAGGAAGCGUAGAGGGGCUAUGAGCCAGAUUUCCGGCGGUGUGAAUGCUAUAUGAAUAUUACAAAAUUUGCGUGAGACUUCUUGAUGCUCUCGUAGGAACGUCUUCAGGGACUUCUUUUAUAGUUUAAGGUCAGGUGACAAUAUCCCCAGUCUCCGCCAAUUAUUCUCUGAUCUACUUAUAUUUUUGUUUAACGAUCGGAUCAUAAC
Anopheles stephensi (Asian malaria mosquito) is the source of this 3063-nucleotide messenger RNA. RefSeq names its product integrator complex subunit 6-like. NCBI's taxonomy places the organism in Eukaryota, Metazoa, Arthropoda, Insecta, Diptera, Culicidae. Gene Ontology annotation, cellular component: integrator complex. Bases 585 to 2402 code for a protein of 605 amino acids. The transcript has 2 exons. The record is from RefSeq and is a predicted model, not a curated record. Gene Ontology annotation, biological process: snRNA 3'-end processing.